Molecule: messenger RNA, 14412 nt
Organism: Bactrocera neohumeralis
Lineage: Eukaryota; Metazoa; Arthropoda; Insecta; Diptera; Tephritidae
Product: protein stoned-B
Exons: 7
Coding region: 1-3846 (1281 amino acids)
Biological process (GO): synaptic vesicle endocytosis; regulation of endocytosis; clathrin-dependent endocytosis
Cellular component (GO): synaptic vesicle; AP-2 adaptor complex
Molecular function (GO): clathrin-cargo adaptor activity
Source: RefSeq, a predicted model, not a curated record
AUGGCGAAUCCAUUUUUGAUGGACGAUGACUUGGAUGGCGUUGACGCCGAUCCCACAGCGAACCCUUUCUUCACAAAAGUCGAUGCUGAAGAGGGUGAAGCAGAAACAGAGAAUCCUUUCUCGGGACAAUCGAAUCCAUUUGCAUUUGGCGAUGAACCUGAUGACGGUCCAGCACCAGCGUCGGAUAUUGAUCCAGCGAUGAGCUUCUUUGGCACAACUAUCGAAGCGGAGGAUGAUGCACUUAGCAUUAAGUCUACAGCUGAAGAAGAUGAUGAAACUUCUAAAAGAGGUCCACCACCAAGGCCAGUGCCACCACAAACACAAGAACUUAUUAAUACAGUUUCUAACCAAAUGGAGGAGACAAGUUCUGAGUUACUCGGUCGCAUACCAGCUACUCGUUCUCCUAGUCCUGUUUCAAUGCGUGACUUACAUUCACCCAGUCCUACACCAGAUUCUGGUUUGGCAGACUUGCUAGACGUAUCAGAUAGUGGUUCGUCUGGUAAUAUGCAUGGAUUCGAAAUGGAUCUAGUCGGUAGUGGUACUAACAAUAGUGCAGAUAACCCCUUCGGUGUGCCAACAGCCAUUCCUAGCUUACAUGGCGCAACACCUAUGCCAUCACCAGCAAAGCAACAACCUCCGCGACCACCACCACCACGUCCAGUACCACCAAGGCCGGCACCACCAAAUGGCAUACCAGCGCAACGCAAUCAACCACCUCCACGACCAACUCCCCCAGCUCCGGAGCCAGCUACUCAGCCCGCUGCUGAGGUGGCAGAUAGUGAAGAUCUAUUCGAUAUGUUUGGCACAACCAAACCAUCUAAACCACCACCACCAAAGAGCAAGGAAGACAUACUAAGUCUGUUUGAAAAGCCAGCACAACCAGUAUCCAAACCAGAUCUAUUAAGCGACGAUCUUGUACUUGAACCUUCACCAGAAAUGCCAGAUGACGAACAGAAUAAAGAAAUAGAAGAUCCUAUUUUCAGUUCUAUGCUAACUCGACCUGAUGAGAGCACACACGAUAUUACAUCUCAACCACAGGCAGCAGAUUUAAACAUAUCGUUGAUAAAUAAUGUGGAAAGAAAAGAACUGGUAGUCGAUGACACAAAACCACGUGCACCAACUCCGGACAUUGAAAUAACGACUGUCGAAGAUCUUCCACGUUCUGACGAUGAAGAUGAGCCAGAGCCAGUAAAACCAGCACCACCGGUGGUCAUUGAAACCAAGCCAAGUCCCGACGAAGAUGAUGAAGAACUAGAAAAAGAUGAAAAAGAGGUUGUACCAGCGGCUGCAGAACCGGCAGCCUUUACAUCUGUCGAUUCCGAUCACAGUCCUCCUACGGAGUCAGGAGCAACCACGCAGGCUCUGCCAGAGUCAUCUUUAGAGGCUAUUACCGAACAGCAGAAUAGUGAGUUUGAGCAAAUGGAUACGGGUCUGGAUUUUGCACCGGCUAGUGCUGUUCCCAGUGGUGCUGCCUCUGCAAAUCCAUUUGCUAGUCCAGACGAAGAAGAAGAGACAUAUCCUCCGGCUUCUGCGGUGACGAAUAUAUUUGCAGUCGACGAUAUUGACCCUACACUGGUGACCAACAUCUUUACUACAGCGACAGACACCAUGACAACCUCUGCCGUGCCAGUUAAUAUUUUUGCACCGGAUCCUGAACCAGAAGCUAUCACAGUAAAUUCAUACGCAGCUAAUAACAUCUUUGCCAGCGAGCCAGAUGAAUUUGACGCUUUCUCGGCCAAAUUUGAUUCUGUUAAGAAGGAUAACGUGAGCAUACUGGAUGGCUUUGGUGGUUCGGGUGCUGUUACUCCCUCAGGCGGUGACGCUUGGGGUGACAGUGCAUUUGGUUCACCUGCUGCGGCAACUAAUGUCUUUGGCGUGACCGAUGGCUUCGAGAAUGAGGAUGACGACUUCUACGCAAUGAAAGCACCAGUACGUGCCGAUUCGGUUGAGUCCGUAGACAAGGAAUUCAAUGUCGUAAUACGGCCUAAAGGUGAAAGCACACAGGGAAUUGCACCACAAUUGGCACCGCCGCCACCACCAGCUCGUAGUGCCGUCGGUCAAGUUUCCAGCGAUACAUCGCCUGUUGUCAAUCCCUUCGAAGACACUGGCUUCCCGGCACCGGCGGCGAUAAGUGAAGAAAACAAAGUAAAACGCACAGACUCACAGGAUACACCACAAACGCCGUUGUUCGACGAAGAUGUCUCGCAGCCGCUCGAAGAUUUCCCGCGUCUGAACUAUGUCGGCCCCGGCUGGGAAAUGCAAUUGCGUCAACCAAACAAAAAGAAGAUAACUGGCCAAAGAUUUUGGAAGAAAAUAUUUGUACGCCUAGUAAUACAGAACGAUGUACCCGUAGUGCAGUUGCUUAAUCAGGUCUCAGACAAACAGCCAUUCCAAGAAUUGCCGCUGCAGCCUUCAUACUCCGUCUCGGAGAUUGGAGCACAACAAUACGAUCAGUUUGGCAAAAUCUUUACCAUAAAACUACAAUAUAUCUUCUAUAAAGAGCGUCCCGGUGUGCGACCUGGUCAAGUAACCAAAGCCGAACGUAUUACCAAUAAGCUGACGAAAUUUGCACAAUAUGCCAUUGCGGGUGAUUACGAAGGUGUGAAAGAGUUCGGUAGUGACUUGAAGAAGCUGGGCUUACCGGUUGAACAUGCACCACAGUCGUCGCAAUUAUUUAAAAUUGGCUCAAUGAAUUACGAGGAUAUGAAGCAGUUCUCCAUCUGCAUCGAAGAGGCGCUCUUCCGAUUGCCCGCGUUGCGUGAACGUGCGCUCACAUAUAAAAUGGAGGAGGUACAAGUAACGGCGGUCGACGAAAUCGUUGUGGAACAAGAUUAUGAGGGCAAAAUUUUGAAGCAAAUAGCGCGUGUACGUCUUUUCUUUCUAGCUUUUCUAACGGGUAUGCCCUCAAUCGAGUUGGGCGUAAACGAUAUGUGGCGUCAAGGCAAAGAAGUGGUGGGUCGACACGACAUCAUACCGGUGGCCACAGAAGAGUGGAUCCGUUUGGAAGCUGUAGAGUUUCACAGCGUGGUGAAUCAGGAGGAGUAUGAGAAGACGCGUACAAUUAAGUUCCAGCCACCGGAUGCGAAUUAUAUAGAGUUACUACGUUUCCGUGUGCGUCCACCCAAAAAUCGCGAACUUCCAUUACAACUGAAGGCCACAUGGUGUGUAACUGGUAAUAAGGUGGAGUUGCGUGCAGACAUACUGGUGCCGGGCUUUACAUCGCGCAAAUUGGGACAAAUACCAUGCGAAGAUGUCUCGGUACGGUUUCCCAUACCGGAAUGUUGGAUCUACUUGUUCCGCGUAGAGAAACACUUCAGAUAUGGCUCCGUUAAGUCCGCUCAUAGACGAACCGGUAAAAUCAAAGGCAUUGAGCGCAUUCUCGGCGCUGUCGAUACGCUGCAAGAGUCACUUAUUGAAGUCACUUCUGGUCAAGCGAAAUACGAACAUCAUCAUCGCGCUAUCGUCUGGCGCUGUCCACGUUUGCCAAAAGAAGGCCAAGGCGCUUAUACCACACAUCAGCUUGUUUGUCGUAUGGCGUUAACUUCCUACGAUCAGAUACCCAGCGAGUUGGCGCCCUACGCCUUCGUUGAGUUCACAAUGCCGGCGACACAGGUCUCGCAUACAACAGUGCGUUCGGUGAGCGUACAAGAUUCGGAUUCCGAUGAGCCGCCAGAGAAAUAUGUACGCUAUUUGGCACGUCAUGAAUAUAAGGUUGGCAUCGAGACGACACACGGCGAGUCUACAAACGCAUAUUUGGCAGCUACGCGCCCGAUACGUGAGGAGCCAACGCCUAAACCUGUGGCAUCUCCUGUGCCACCAAGCGAUUCGGAUACCGAUUCGAAUUAAGCAUGAAUUUAAAAAAAUAUACAAAAUUACUCAAAAUACAAACAUACAUACACACAGUGAUGUAUAGCAAAACAAAUAAAACUGUACUAUUCUAGAAAGAAAUUAAGCAAAAAGCAUAAGUAAUGGUUAAAAACGCUUACACACACAUCUAGAUACAUAACCAAGUUGAUUUUUAAAAGGUUAGUAAUGACAGCAGCAUUGCGUCGAGAACAAACGCAUAUGAAUUUGUGGUGUAUUUCUAUGGCCAAGGGUAAAUACAUAGAAAAACAUAGAAGAACACAGAGCAACAUAUGAAUACAUUUCUGCUGUGCUUCUAUAAUGUGGAUGAAUACAUAGAAAAACAUAGAAAAUCAUAUUAAUACAUAGAAAAACAUAGAAAAUCAUAUGUAUUUAUCUCUAGUGAAAUUCGAUGAUUUUUUAUAAGUAUAUAGAAACACAUACAAAAACAUAGAAAAACGCACUUCUAUGAUGGUUUAUAAACGCAUAAAAAAAACAUUGAAAAACCAUAGAAAAUCGUAUGUAUUUAUAUUCACUUAAUUUCUCUGAUGGUUUAUAAAUACAUGGAAGCACGUAGAAAAUAUAGAAAUAUGAAUUUGUUUCUAGUCCAUUUGUAUGAUGGUGGAUAAAAACAUAGAAAAACAUAGCAAACAAUAUGUAUUUAUUUUUAGUGCUUUUCUAUGAUGGUGAACAAAAACAUAGAAAAACAUAGAAUAUCAUAUGUAUUUAAGCAAGGCAUGUGUAACAUAGCUUCAAAUAGCAAAAACAAAAGCGGCGCUUAUGUUAAAAAAAGAAGUAGCAAAAAAUACAAGUUAUGAAAGCCUCUGAGUUCAUGCUGGCAGCAACGUUGUAGACCAACCACAUCGAAGCAAUAUAGUAUUAUAUGCUGCAUAUACUCGUAUUGCGCGUAGUUAAAGGAUAUUCAAAAGGAUAACAUUAUAUAACACAUACAUAUUUAAAUUAAAUUAUAGCAAACAGUUAUUUCGCUCAUAAUUCGAAAGGACACUGUAAUGCGCGUUAGUAAUGAAGUAUAUACAUAGUACAUAAUUCAUAUAUUAUAUAAUAUAUACUAAAGGCAUACACUCAUACAUGCAUACGUAUGUACAUACUUGUGUACUCAUACAUAUUAGCGGACAAUAAGAAUUUGAAGAGCACGCGUUUGUCGUUUCAGCGAAGCGUCUACACAUAAACACACACAUGCAUACAUACGUAGAAACUCUAUUAUUGCAUUAUGUAUGUAUGUACUUACUUAAUUAUGACUUAUGCAAAUAUCAGGUAUAUUUAUAUAACUUUUACGCUUUAAUUGUUACAACAAGUUAUGAUUACAAAGAUUACAAAAUAUAUAUAUGUGUAUAUGCAUCGUAUUCAAUUAUAUUAAUUUAUAGUUUUUCACUUUGAAAAUUAAUGAGUUUAUGCAAACGAAGCACUUGCACUAAUUAAUAUUGAAAUUAUAUAUAAGCGUGUAUUAAUUUUAUUUAUGAAAUAAGCCUUAAAGUAUUAUUUAUUGAUAUUUAAAGUGAAAAUAUUCGUUUAAAAGUUACAUAAGCACUGAAAACUAUUACAGUUAUCAAACCAAAAAUAAAAAUUGAAAAAAAAAAUAAAUAAAAAUUAUAUAAAAUUAUAAUAUAUUAAAUUGUGUUAAUACAUAUUACUAUUUGUUUGUUAAUAACACUAAAUUUAAUAAGUUACCCAUUUUUAUUAUUUUAAGAUCUAAUUUUUGACAUUUUGCUAUUGUCCAUUAAAACUUGUUUUUUAAAUUUAUUCAAAAGUGAGGUUAGUUUAUUAAGAAAUCGUAAUUUUAGCAGCCUUAUUCACAAGCGUAUUUCAAUUACUCAAGUAUUUGCAAGAAUAUCUGCUAUUAUAAGCAAUUUGUAUACUAAAAGUCGCUAGAAAAAAGCUUUUGGAAUCUUGCGAUGUUUUAUCCAUAUUUUUUCCAGUAAUUCCAAUCAAAAUAAGAAUUCUAUUCAUUGAUAAGGAAAUGUCAUACAGACACUUACAAAAAUACCUAAUUCUUUCCUAAACCUAUUGGCAAGACGCUUUGCGAAUACAGAGUCUUAACAGUUUUAGGUUGUUUCUAAAUGGUUGAGGUAUUUAUGUGUAGCUUUUAGCUGGCAAAAAUGCGCUCGGAAAUUCUCAAUGACUACUACAUUCCUUCAAUUCGAACAAAAAGUUUGCUCAUGACUGAGUAAGAAUUUUACUUUGGAUAAAUUUGGCAAAGUUAAUGUGAUCCAUUUCGAGGUUCCCUACAUUUUUAAUAAAAAAAACACUUAAACUUCAAAUUUAAUCGGGAAUGUUUGUUAACAUUCGAAAGAACAUUUUUUGGUAUUUAUUUUUUGAAGAUUAUCACUUUCAAAUGUUGGCCACGGUCCAAUUUUAAAUGACUCGUUCGAGCAUUUCGACUGGUAAUUGGAGAAUGACACGCGUGAUGUAUUAAGGUUCCUGUUUUUGGAUCAAAACUUCCAAAAAACGUAUUCAAAGUCUCGGAGAGCAGAUCCUGAGGAUCACUGGAACAAUCAGUACCAUUUAUUUACUAAAAGUAACCCUUCAAACUUUUAGCACUAAUAUUUGUUAUCUAGAAAUUAUUUAUAACUAGAUAACUGGCUUAUUGUCUUUUUAACUCUUUAAGCUCUUAUAAAGAAACAAAAUCGUGAAGUAGGCUAAUUUUUAAAGGUAAAAAGCCAGUGCUAUAUGUUAAAAGCAAAAAUAAUGAGCGGUGACAGACUUGUCUAGAAAUAUUGCAAUUUCUGCUAAGCUAUUAUUGUGAAAAGUCGGUUGAGUAAACACAGGUGCUUGCCAGCUGAAGGUACAGUUUGUUUUGAGCUGAAGUAUUCGUCAACGCUUUUUGCAAACUUUAAGAACAACUUGAUGUCUAAACUAGAUACUUCAUCUAAUCUUUUGAACUGCAAAACUCCUAAAUAUCUAGGAUGAGUUCUAGAUAAGUCUGAAGUGAAGCAUGGGUAUCUUAGCGUCUCUUAAUGCCGCUUCCUUGCAUUUUCGGCGUGUAUCGUCCUAACUUAUAUCCAUCCGGCUCGCAUAUGGUGCCAGUAGGUUGUUAUCUGUUAGACCACAAACCAUCCCGCAGUUCUUCAGUCGUGUUUCGAAAGCUUUACCUUAAGAUCAGAGACAAAAUUGUCGAACAUCCAAAUUUUUAGGUAGGUGUGGACUGAUAACUUUUGAAAAAGUGAGAUUCAUGCUUCUACAUAUAAUAAAUUCUUAUAAAAAUCUGAAAAAAAUUAACAAUUGUGUUUUUAAUGAUUUCGAAUAAAUUUCGAUUUAUUAUUUAUCCGAGAUAUUCUAACAAAUUUUUAGUUUAUACAACAAUUUAUAAUUAAAAUAAAUUUUGAUCAGGAAAAAGUUAAAAAGUUUCCCAGGCACAUACGUGGAGCAAAGAACUGUUUUGAUGAAUUUAAAAUUUUUCCAAAAUUUGAAAAAAUAUACCGCAUUUCGAAUUUUAAUUGCUUCGGCGAAUUCAUUCAAAGACAAGAUGGUGCCACACAAUUUAACUUAUUGCAAAAAAUAACCAAAUGUUAUCUCAAGAUGUUCUUUAGAAGUGAUUUUACAAAUGUCUAGUACUUCAAACUUUAGCUCCAAUGUUUCAUGUGAACUUUGAUACCAUUUUGCAAAUAAAAGGAUGGAAAUGUUUAUAGAAGAAAAUGGUUUAAAAUCUGUAUAGAAGAAAUAGAAAGAAAAGGAUUGAAGUUUUCUAUAGAAGAAAUAGACAUUUCUAUACAUUUAAUUCUUAGGGUGAUCGCAGAGUAAACGUUUCAAACCGAGCCGAGCGGAAAUUCACGUGUUGCGUUAAUGGCAAGAUGCGAUCGGCUCGUCUUGACACUCUGCGGGCACCUUUAAUGCGGUUUUUACCCGCUACCACGAACAAGUGUGCAAAAAAAUCGAGUUUAAUACAUUUUUAGGAGAAAAUAAGCGUUUGAUAACCUAAAAUCAGUUGAAUUACUGGGCGACAUGAAAUAGAGGGUUGUAACUCUGGGAAUGAACAUAGUGUCCAAAGGGAUACUUCUUAAAGUGAGUUAUAAAUAUGAUUUACUUCCUAAACAUAUCAAACAUAAUUCAAAUUAUUUAAAUAAACAAUUUUUAAGCUUUUAUAAAGAUUCUUACACCAGCUUACAGUCAAAUAAAAUUAAAAAAUAUUCCAAAACUGGAUCAUUCCUUUAUCGACUUUAUUACUAAGGCCGAAAAUAUUCAGAAUUUGUAUAUGUGUUGUCAAUAUCUAGCUUUCUGCAUUUAUCUAUUUUUUUUAGAAAAGGUUCAAGAGAAAUGUUUCUUAUGUUUCAAAAAACCGUUAGUCGAUUAAGGCAAACGAUGCAGCAAAUUAAAGGUCAUUAAAAUGAAAAAGAAUUUGGGAUAUAAAUCGAAACUUAUUCGAAAUCAUUAAAAGCACGAUUGCCAAUUUUUUCAGAUCUUUAUAUGAACUCGAAAAUUUGUAAAUUUUUCAUAACAUGAAGAAAGCGCGAAAAGUAGGAAGAAAUGAAGAAAGCGGAAGUUGAUUGCAUUUUAUUUAAGACGUGUUUGCGUAUUCUCGAUAUUUUAGUUGGACAGUUUUUCCUCCGUGAUAUUCGACGAUAUCUCGACAGUAAACAAAUUGUGAGAAACUGCAGACUUUCUGCUCAAUUAGAAGUUGUAAUUCGUUCAAAAAGUUAUUUUAAAAAAUAUUUCUGCAAAACAACGUAUCAUCAAAAAAUCGAAAUUUAGUUUUUAUUGCUUACGAUACACCACAUCAUGUUACAUAGAUGAAGUAUAAAAUUUUCAGCCUCCGCAGUCAGGUAUAACCACUAUAUAACCAAUAUAUACCCAAUUUAAGGCCAAAACUCAAAUUUUGUUUCAAUGUGAGUGGUUUCUAUUACAAAGGUUUUCCUUCACCUGUAUAUUUCUGAAAAGUGAUACGUUAUUUGCAUUUUAGGUGACGAUUUGUAGACCGUUUUAAUUAUUUCUGAUAAUAUUUGUAGUAAAUUUUCGAAAAAUGAAUAAGGUACGAAAAGUUGAUAGUUUAAUGAUGGAAGUUACGAAAAGUGUUAGUUUAAUGAUGCUUAAACUGAUAUAUAAUUUAUUUUUCUCGAUUUUGUGGCUAUUGGAGAUUUUAGUUUGACACUUUUUUCCUUUGUAAAAACCAUUAUUCGACGAUAGCUCGAAACCCAUAUGGCAGAGAACAAUUGGUGGGAAACUUCGGGCUCUGUAAUCAAUGUCAUAUAUAGAGGUUGUAAGGUCUGAAGCUUAGAAAAAAAAAUUGUAGAACUUCUUAACAAUUUCUGAUAAGCUUUUGGAGUAUGCGUUCAAAAAACUGAUCCUGAGCAGGAGCAUAGGAUAGUUCAUUCAUUUAUUAUUUUUGGAUAUUAUUAUUUAUAUGCUUUAACCAGUUAUAUUUGCCAUUUUUUAAUAAAAUUUUUCUAGGUAUAAACCUAUUUUUCUCUGUAUAAAUUUUACUAGUAAAUACAUAUACAUAUAUUCGUUCAUAUAUGGUACCAUACAUAUAUAUGGUAAAAAUACAAAGAUACUAUUACUCGUCUAUGUAACGACAGUCGUUCACGAUCAUACAUACAUACAAACUUGCAUAGUUAUAAAUAAACUGUAAAAUGUUGAUCAUUGUUAAUUUACACAUCUGUAGGUAAUUUUAAUAUCAUAAACAUACAUAUAAUGGUUAUUAGUGUGAGUAGCAUAGCAAAGACAUUAAACAAAUUCAUUCGAGUGAAUGAGGAAAUCCGUUGUGGUGCUGCUGAAAAAUACUUAAUUGCAUAAACUACUCGUAAAACUUAUGAAUAUAUGUAACUUUAAACAAGAACAAGCUAAGACUACAACAUGUCAACAUAUAAAAAUAACAACAACAAAAAUAAACGCAUACAAUAUGGUAGGUGUAGUAGGAAAAUUGCAUAAGCAAAAUAUUGAAUAUGUAAAUGUUUCCAAAAAAAUCUAUGUAUGUGUAUACAUAACAGUUAAUAAGAAGCUUAUGAGCGCUAACGCUUGAUGAACAACUGAAAACUGAAAAAUGAAACACAAAACCAAAAUAUCAAAUACUACUGAACAACUGCUCAGCUUACCGUGGAGCAUUUAUAAGAAAUACAUAUAUAAAUAGAAGCAAUCAAUGUAACUAAAAGCAAAGCUCAUGCAUACACACACAUACCUACGUAAAUAUAUAUACACAUAUACAUACAUAUGUAUGUAAGCAAAUAAAUAGGCUGCUUUCAAUCGGCGGCAACAAUAGAUCAAAGAAUUGGCACAAAUUAAUUAUUAUUCUACGCUCAGACCACACUGUGCAACAAAUAUGCUGGGGGCGCUGUAACAAAGAAAUUAUAGAGGCGUAUAAUAUUGUGGUGGGAAAAGUUAGCAGACGAUGGCAAUAAAAAAAGCUUAGCAGCACCUUUUAGGAAGCCACGAGAAAAAUUCUGUUACAGUGGUACAAAGUUUGAGAUUUUUUGGUAAAAAAUUUAGUAAAAAAAUGUGUGAACUUCGGUAGAGCAUAGAAUUAAUGUUGCUUACUUGCUUCAAAGCGCACAGAUAUUUACCGGAGAACAUUUUCACUCUAACAUAUUAACCCGCUAAAUACUCCGAGGGGUAAUUUUGACCUUGUUUUCGAAUAACGCUCUAAAAGUAGUUUUUAGCAAUUUACAUGUGGGUGAGAAGUAUUCUUUAAAAUAUUUUUAAGCAAUUUUCACAGUGGGUCACCAAAAAUAAGUAUUAGCUAAUCAUACAAACCUUAACGUUACAUAUGAAAUUCGAAUUUUAAUUUUUUUAGCGCUUGAGGCUUGCUUGCCUACAAUAGCAUCUAGUCAAUUUUGUUUAGAAAUAUUUUAUUGAACGCUUCAAACUUUCAAUUUUUCUCCGAAAAUAAUAAUCUAGCCUUUUCUCCGCAAAAAAAAGUUCAAAAUUACCCGUACUGUUCAUUAGAGGGUUAACACUUGCUGGAAAAAAAUGUUGCGAACAGUUUUAGUACUAAAUAGAAUGGACAAAGGUCAAAGAAACCGUGCUUUUCAUUAGAGGGCUAACAUUUUCUAAGAGAAUUAACCCUAAAAGCUUUAGAACUGAAAAAAGAAAAAACGUCAAAAGUGCCCGAUCUAUUCUUUAGAGUGUUAACAGUUUGUGGUAAGGAAUAUCUCGCAGAAUUUUAGUACAAUACAUUAGAUGGAAAAUUACUUCCAGAGACUUCAGUACUGAGAAAAAAUGGUAAAGAGGUCAAAAAGAUACGUUUUAUGCCUUAGCGCGUUAACAUUUUCUGGUAAGAAAUAUCUCGCAGAGUCUUAAUAUAAUUCAUUAGUGGAAAAAAAUACUUCUAAAAACUUUAGUACUGAAAUAAACGUAAAAAAGGAUUUUGACCCUUAUAUGCAUUAGAGAGUUAACAUUUUCCGAUAAAGAAUAUCUCACAAAAUUGCAGUACAGCUUGCUGAGGUAAAACAAAAUUUCAUUUUCACACAAUCAGUUUAUCAUAUUCUUCCAAAAAUUUUUGACCAAAAUAAUGCAAGCUUCGCACCACUGUAAAUAAUUUUUGACUUGACACUGCAGCAUGAGUUUAUAAUUUCUGUUGCCGAUAACCAACAUAUUUAUAUGAUACAUGCCCCAAAGAAAUACCGCAAAUUUGUUGCACAGUGUAAUGCGAACUCAAACUGAAUAAAGCUGAAUUAGUUUAUUACAUAACAACAAAUUGUUGAAAAAGAAAACUAUUAAAACACAAUACAUUACACUAAGCAUUAAUGUAACUUAAAAACAAAAACACAAAAACUAAAAAUUAAAUUUAAAAAAAGUUCAAAAAGCAACUCUGAUUGUACGAUGUUGGCAUUAAAUUAAAUUUAACAAAAUUAAAAAAGCGAUUAAUGUUUCUUUCUUUCCAAAUGUGCAUGAAAAAAGUUAAGACUUAAAAUAUAGAAUACAAAAAAUAAAAUAAAAAAAAAUUUUAAAUUAAAUGAGGUAUCUGAAUGUUAUUAUUGUAAAACGAAUUUAAUUGCAACGUUAAUGGAUCCUAAGUUCCAGCAAAAUCAAAUAAAAAUACAUUAAAUUUGAAAAUAGUGAACAUUUAAAUGUAAAACAAAAAUACUGAGCUAAUAUUGCGAUUUCUAGAAAGUAAAUUUCAACUGUAUGUUUAACCAGACCUCAGAAAGUACAUACUCGGUUCAUAAACUCACGCUUCGCUGCAGUGCAGGGAAUCUCUGAAACAGUUUUGGUACAAUUUUCCGAAGAAAGCAAGUGCUUGCUUCAAUUAGCAGCGCUGACAUGUUAGUUAUCGAAACAUGGGAUCAAAACAUGGGAACUUGUACCGCCUUUAGCUGCGGUUUCUGCUCUUAGCGAUGAGGCAGCUCAGCGGAUACUAGUAUAAAGCAGUACCUUACUGAAUCCCAAAAGUUUUUCUAAAUGAGUUCUAUGCUAUUCCUGAACUCAAUCUUAAGCACCUUUUCAGCUUUUAUUCCUCAAACUGUAUGAAGGUAUAAUGUGGAAACAUCUGUGCUUCUAAAGCAUAUAAAUUGACACAACUCGGAUCGCAUUUAAUCCAAUCUAUCAUGAAAGUCUAGGGGUUGAAUAGCAGUGUUAUCUCAAUGGAUGUAUAACUUGCUAAAAAACGAUUAUAGUUCUCGUACUAAUAUUAUUUCUAGUAAUAAAAUGUGUUAUGAUUCCAGAAAGAUCGUUGAUAUAAGUACGAUAAGAGUUUUCCAAAGUUCAGUUCGGAAAGAUAUUUUUCUUUGACCGAAAUUUAUUUUAGCGAGCUGUAUUUAUAUAUGGCUUUGAAGGAGAUGUAAUUUCUCAGGCCAUUUCUUAAAGUUUUUGGGACGUAAACGCGAAGAAGUCUGCUCUAUGGAUUGUUCUUGAUGUCCAUGGAAUGAUUUAAUUUGUUUUUUUAUUAUUUUUCUAUGAAAAAGUACUUCUUAAACAAAUAAAGCCGAUAUCUUUCAAAAUACGAACCACACAUAAAUUGGAACAUUGAUACCUUUGCAGUAUGAAUAAAUAUCUCCAAAAAUGAGUUACCAGUGUUGAGCUAACCUGUUCUGGUCGUCUACUAUAAUUAUAACUAAUUUCAAUCAAAAAUGUUGACCGUUUAGUUAUCGCAACGUUCACAGUACACUGUAUCUUUAUAUACACAAAAAAAAACAAAAAAGUUCUGGUAACAAUUAUGUAUGGUGUCUAAUUUUCCUUAACUUUUGUAUUAGGACUUAUGCGAGUAGUCUUGAAACUUAGGUUUGUGGUAUGGAUAUUUGAAUGGAGUACUUGAGGAUAGCGAAUUUUCGGGACAAGAAUUAUCACCUCGAGAGAUCGAAAUAUGAAAAGUCAAAUUUUGAGUUGGUGGAAAUGUCUGUUAUAUAUUAAAAGGAACCCUUAUAUAUAAAGGCUUAUAUAUGAAGACCUCCAUGGUUUACAAAACUCGUCGUGCUAAUUGUAUAUUCACUCAAACCGGCACAUUUAGCAACCCCUUGAUCACAAUCGCUUGUAAGAUCUUCCGUUAGAUAACUAAACUUGACACCAUAAAAGGUUUAGAUAACCGCUACAAUAACAACCAGCCUGUUCGAAUGACAACAUAUUUGCCUACUGUAGAUAUAACAAGAAAAAACGUUAACUUCGGCUGCACCGAAGCUAAUAUACCCUUCACAGGUGCAUUUCUAUUAGUAACUAUGUGUUCAGUUUGUAUGGAAGCUAUAUACUAUAGUAAUCCGAUCUGAACUAUUUUUUCGGAGACUACAUUGUUGCCUUAAGAAAAUAAUCUAUACCAAAUUUGGUGAAGAUACAUUGUCAAAUGUGAAAGUUUUCUAUACAAGAACUUGAUUCCGAUCGUUCAGUUUAUAUGGCAGCUAUAUGUUAUAGUGGUCCGAUAUCGGCCGUUCCGACAAAUGAGUAGCUUCUUGAAGAGAAAAUGACGUUUGCAAAAUUUCAAAAAGAUAUCUUAAAAACUGAGGAACUGGUUCGUGUAUAUACAGACGGGCAGACAGACGGACAUGGUUAAAUCGACUCAGCUCAACAUACUGAUCAUUUAUAUAUAUACUUUAUAGGGUCUCCGACGCUUCUUUCUGGGUGUUACAAACAUCGUGACAAACUUAAUAUACCCUGUUCAGGGUAUGAAAAAUGGCUCCACAGAUAAAAUAUAUGCCUCUAGUUUAUUAAUAGCAGCUCGGCAUAAAUUCAUGUAUUAGUUAUUCAACUAAUUUUGCCUCUUUACAUAUUCUGCACAGUAUAAACUAUUCGAUUUCUCUACACUACAGUGAGGUGUUUGUGCAGUGAACUAGAAGAAAAUUUCAAAUCAAACCCUGAGUUCCACGCCCAACUGGUGUAUGUAAAUAAUAAUAAAUUCUACUAAAAAUAACUGUUAUGUUCGCUAAUAAAAAACUUAAAUAAAUGCAUGCAAAUCGAUUAAAAGCGCCCAUUGAAUCGAUGUAUACAGCUAAAUACAGACGGAUAAUUUAAGUGAAAUGUAUUUCCUUAUAGAGUAAAGUUAAAAAAUAAAUAAAAUUAUACAAACCUAUAUACAAAACAUACGAGUUUAAGUGAUAACGCGCAAGUGUGGAGAGUGAAGAAAUAUGCUAAACUUUUUAAAAUGUACAACUGCUGUUUAGAAAUGAAAUAAAAUUCCAAAAAAAAAACAAAAAA